CUACAGUACUCACAAACCCUAGAAGCACGCAUCACUCCUCCUGUCCACCACACCACCACGCUCGUCCACCACUACCACCAGCUGGCAGCCAUGGCUGCGAGCACGAAGAAGCUCCGUCCGCUCCUGCUCACCCUCCUCCUGCUCCUCACCACCGCCGUCGCGGCGUCCACCAUCGACUGCGACUGCGACAAGCCGAAGGCCCCCAAGCCCUCCCACCCGCCCAAGACCAAGCCCCCCACCAAGGGCCCCAAGCCGGGACCCAAGGGCCCCACCUACCCGUCGCCGGCGCCCAAGGGCCACCUCCCGCACCCGCCGGUCGUCGGCCCGCCGAAGGGUCACGUCUCGCGCCCACCGGUCGUCGGCCCUCCGAAGGGCCACGUCCCCCGCCCGCCGGUCUACGGUCCGCCCAAGGGCCCCAUCACGCGCCCGCCGGUCACAGCUCCUCCCGUCGUCGUCGGGCCGCCGGUGACCUACCCCACGCCGCCAGUCACCUACCCCGCGCCACCAGUGACCGCCCCUCCAGUCACCUACCCGGCGCCACCAGUGACCACCCCUCCGGUCACCUACCCCGCGCCGCCGGUGACCAACCCCCCGGUCACGUACCCGUCGCCUCCGGUGAACACGCCGUGCCCUCCUCCACCGCCGGCGACGCCCGCGGCGCAGACGUGCCCGGUGGACUCGCUGAAGAUCGGGGCGUGCGUGGACCUGCUGGGCGGGCUGGUGCACGUGGGCCUCGGCGACCCGGUGGUGAACAAGUGCUGCCCGCUGCUGGAGGGGCUGGUGGAGCUGGAGGCGGCGGUGUGCCUGUGCACCACCAUCCGGCUGAAGCUCCUCAACAUCAACCUCGUCCUCCCCCUCGCCCUCCAGCUCCUCCUCACCUGCGGCAAGACCCCUCCCACCGGCUACACCUGCUCCAUCUAGUCGAGCUAAGCUCUGUGAGUCACUGAGCCAUGGCAAGUGGAGAUUGAUGGAUGGAUCGACAUGAGAGGAUGUCGAACGUCGUCGUCGCCUAUAGCUAGACAGCUAGUACGUAGCGAGCAAGAAGAAGAGAUCGAUCGAUCAGCUAGGAGUGGAUUGAUGAGUGCGUGUUUGUUUUUCCUCAUUUCUUGUGGUUUCCUUUUCGUGUUUGGUUAUUAGGUCUGUGUGUUGUGGUUUCUAGCAAGAGGUGAUAAUCGGUGUGUCUACUGAUCGAUUAAUUAAUUGUGUGGUCACAGCUGAUGGCCAAUUGGUUAA
This is a messenger RNA of Aegilops tauschii subsp. strangulata, 1233 nucleotides long. RefSeq lists its product as uncharacterized. The record is from RefSeq and is a predicted model, not a curated record. Lineage: Eukaryota; Viridiplantae; Streptophyta; Magnoliopsida; Poales; Poaceae.